AUAAAAAUCCAAUAUGGCCGCGGCCACGAUACCAAAUAAAACGUCAACUUGGAUGUUAUUAGCGGCAAAGUGGAAUUAUCGUGUUAUUUUAGUUAUUUAGUUGUUUUAGUUAAAAAAUUAACAGAAAAAAUGAUAACACCAACACCAGUUAUUCCUCGUGUUUUUUCCGCCAUUCAAAAUGUAAAUACAAAAGAAUUAGCAAUGUGCUCUGAGAAAGAGGUACGACCAAUUUUACCAUGUUUGGUUAGAAUGAGUUUAAUAUCACCUCUGGAUAUAACAAAAGAAUGUGUCGAGGCAAGAAAAGAAAUUUUAACAAUUCUCUCAGCAAUUGAAUCAGUCAAUUCCAUAGUUGGUUUACUGUCAAUUGAUUUUCAUGGUUUGGAAAUUGACGUCCGGAAAGAACAACAAUUAAGGCAAAAAUUAGGAAACAGCCAGAGUGACAGUGUUCUCGCUCAAUCACUUCAAAGUGGAUUGGCACUUGAAUUCGAGAGAAGUGAAGCAUCACGACGGAUUCGUCUCGUAUUGAGUGAAAUUCUCUUCAUCUCGUCCCAAAUACGAGAACAGGAGAAAAAUGAGGACUUUCAAAUAAAACAAUCCGAUCUAUUCGACAAUGCAGUUUAUAUGGAGGAAAUAAGUUACGUUAUUUGCAUAGCACUCGCCGAAUUACCCGAUCUCUUAUCAAUACCAGUUAUUUGCGAAACUCUUCUACACGUGAAUCAUGGACCCGAAAUAAUAUGUUGGGUAGUGGCAAAUAGUCCCGACAGUUUCACCGAAGUGUGCACACAUUUAAUAGUCAAUGGCGAAAGACAAGAGGAAUCAAAUCUCGGAAGUAUUCGAACGCAAGCCUUAACAAUGUUAUGCCGAAUGAAUCCCAGUCAAUCACUCGCUGUUCGUGCAAAGUGCGUCGAACUCUGUCGAAUGCCAGCACUCGCAAUCACCCUCAGUCUUGAAAACGAAUCAAUGAGCAAUUCGCCCUAUCAAAGCGAUAUGGUUGCAUUUGUCUCCGGUCUUCUUUUAGGAAACGAUCAACAGGUGAGAAAUUGGAUUGCAAUGUUCAUUAGAAAUGGUCAGAAACGAAAAUGGGAAUCACACACGGCUCUACAAUCACUACGUGAGGAAUUAUUGCGGAGACUGCAAAAUAUUGUUUCACACAGUUCAGAUUCACAAUUAGCCGAAUCUCACGUUGUGCAAGCAAGUGCACUACUACGACUCUAUUGCGCUCUGCGAGGAAUCGGAGGAAUUAAAUUUCAGGACGACGAGAUUUCAAUGAUUGUCAAACUAUUGACUUCUCAUCCACCACCAUCGCCAGCGGGGGUACGUUUUGUCUCCCUAGGACUGUGUAUGCUAAUCGCGUGUCCUUCUCUGAUUAGUCACACAAAUUUGGAAAAGAAGAGUAUCGAAUGGGUCCAGUGGUUGGUGCGCGAAGAAGCCUAUUUCGAAAGUGCAAGUGGCGUUUCAGCGAGUUUUGGCGAAAUGCUCCUCCUCAUGGCCAUUCAUUUCCACAGCAAUCAACUGUCCGCAAUCUGUGAAUUAGUUUGCGCAACCCUAGGAAUGAAAAUACCCAUCAGACCCAAUAAUCUCACAAGAAUGAAACAAAUAUUCAUGCAGGAAAUAUUUACCGAACAAGUCGUCACAGCACACGCGGUUAAAGUUCCCGUAACUGCAAAUCUAAACGCAAAUAUUCCCGGCUUUCUUCCCGUUCACUGCAUCCAUCAACUGUUAAAAUCACGAGCGUUCGCCAAGCACAAGGUACCAAUCAAAAAUUGGAUCUACCGUCAAAUUUGCGACAGUGUACCACCUCUACAUCCAGUUCUGCCCGCACUCGUCGAAGUCUACGUGAAUUCAAUUUUAGUCAUCAAUAAUAAAGCAUCCGAUCACACAAAUAAACCAAUCACCGAAGAUGAAAUUCGCAAAGUAUUUCAAAACAGUGUCUUCGGGGCAAAUUUUGACUCGAAAAAAAGUGUCAUGAGCAUCGUUGAAAUGGAAACCGAUUACAUGGAUGUCGAUACAUCAAAGCCAUCAUUAACAUCGCAAUUAUUAUUUUUAUACUAUCUUUUACUCUACGAAGAUGUGAGAUUAUCAAAUAUGCAUCAUUUUAUAUCACAGGGGAAAAAAGUCAAAUCAUAUUCCACGGAUUUUCUAUCUGAAUUACCAAUCAAGUAUCUAUUACAACAAGUGCAACGAGAUCAGAUAAGUUACGCUGGUCUAUUUUCACCACUCUUACGACUAUUAGCAACACACUUUCCCCAUUUAUCGUUGGUUGACGAUUGGUUGGAUGACGAUAUGAUCAAUAUAAAUUCAGUCACAUCGAAUCAGGAGAAAUUGACUAUUAAUGAUUCAUCAAUUAUCGAAUCAUUUGGACAUAUUAAAACAUGUCCCUCAAGAACAGGACGAUUAUUGCGACAACUUUUAUCAAUGAAACCUUCCGAUAUUUGGCCCCACGCUUCCAUUAUUAUUCACUAUUUCAAGGCGAUUCUCGAUGAGAAAGUGCCUAGAUAUAUUCAAGAAUUGUAUAAACAAGUAUGGCUGAGAUUGAAUACAGUUCUACCGAGAUGUUUAUGGGUUUUGUCGAUAAAUUCACUAUUAAUAGAAAAUUCAACUGUGAAAAAUGUUUUCUUGACGCAAGAAAAUAUUGUCUUGGAUCCGUUGCAAGUUCUAAGAUGUGACACGAGAGUUUUUCGAUGCGCACCUGUGUUGUCAGUGAUUCUUCGAAUUUUACAAGCAACUUUGGCAGCAUCGAGAUCGCAACUUUCGAGGCACAUGCAAGACAGGCCGUUAACUGAAAAAAUAGGUCAAUUAACGAGUGAAGCUGAACGAGAAGAUUUAAGAACGGCUUUGGUGGCCGGUCAAGAAAGUGCAGCAGUUCAAAUUCUUCUAGAGGCAUGUUUAGAAACAGAAGAAGAUCGAAUUAUUCCCGGUCAAAUGUGGUCACUACGAGAAAUAAGGAGCGUUAUUUGUUCAUAUUUGCAUCAAAUUUUCAUCGCUGAUCCCUCAUUAGCAAAAUUAGUCCAUUUUCAGGGUUAUCCAAGAGAACUUCUACCAAUAACCGUAUCCGGAAUUCCGUCAAUGCACAUUUGCCUCGAUUGGAUACCGGAAUUACUAUCACAACCAGAACCUGAGAAACAAGUGUUUGCUGUCGAUUUGGCAUCGCAUUUGGCUGUUCAAUAUGCGCUUCCAAAAGCACUAAGUGUUUCGCGAUUGGCAAUUAAUACAUUGAUAACAUUAUUGGGAGUUUUACCAGCCAAGGAUAGAGUGAUUCUUUUUAUGCCUGUUUUGUCAGCGUUAACUCGCAUUUGUUUGGCAUUCCCGCCAUUAGCCGAGGAUACAACGGGACUGCUACUACAAUUGGGACGAGUUAGUUCUGCGCAAGCAGCAUUGGGUGAUAAAUCUGCCGAGAUAUUGUGUCAAGAAGUUAAUGCAACAUUCUCAUCUCUAUUGCAGAAGGCCAUAUUGCAAUCGAGAGUAUACUGAGCAUAUUGUUUUUUUCUUUUGUAAAUUGUUGUAAAUAAAAAUUAAUUGUAUCUGAGAAUACAAUAAUUCUAAACACCAACUAUAUUUCACUUCGUUUCCAAGAAAAUAAUUUAUUUCUACGAUAAUAAAAAAUGUUUAGAACUUUGUUUUUUCUAAUUUUACGAAUUUUACAAAAAGAAAAGCGGAAUUUUGUUUCUAUUAAAGAAUUAAAUCAAUUGUAAUUUUUUUAGAAUCACGUUAUUUAAAUACCAAAUAGUCUGUUACGAAUUUGACAAUAAAUUGUGUAAAUAAAUAAAA
Leptopilina heterotoma is the source of this 3768-nucleotide messenger RNA. RefSeq names its product integrator complex subunit 2 (gene IntS2). Lineage: Eukaryota; Metazoa; Arthropoda; Insecta; Hymenoptera; Figitidae. The record is from RefSeq and is a predicted model, not a curated record. The coding region runs from base 130 to 3471 and encodes 1113 amino acids. Gene Ontology annotation, biological process: snRNA 3'-end processing. Gene Ontology annotation, cellular component: integrator complex. The transcript has 5 exons.